UUAUCACUCUCAAAAUUCCCACUCUCAAACCCCACCAAAAAGAGAAAAAAAGAACCCCAACAAAACCCAUAAAUUUUCUUGAACUUUUAGCUUCAUAUCAAUGGCAAAACCACCAUUUCAAGUGGUGUUUUUGUUCAUAUAUUUUUCAUUUUGCACCCAAAUAGUUAAAGUAAAAGCAACAUGGUGUGUAACAAGAAGUGAUGCAAGUGAAACAGCUUUACAAAAUGCAUUAGAUUAUGCUUGUAGUUCUGGUGCAGAUUGUGUUACUCUUUUGGAAAAUGGGCUUUGUUUUCUUCCUAAUACAAUACAAGCUCAUGCUUCUUAUGCUUUUAAUAGUUAUUAUCAGCGCAGAAAUAGAGCUCCUGGUUCUUGUGAAUUUGCUGGCACUGCAACCAUUGCCAAAACUGAUCCAAGUUAUGGAUCUUGUGUUUAUCCAGCAUCUCCAAGGUAAUGCUGCUCGGUGGGCCGGGCCUGAACCGGACCGGACCGGGCC
Molecule: messenger RNA, 493 nt
Organism: Nicotiana tabacum (common tobacco)
Lineage: Eukaryota; Viridiplantae; Streptophyta; Magnoliopsida; Solanales; Solanaceae
Source: RefSeq, a predicted model, not a curated record